AUGGCAAUGACCCCAGAUGAUUCCUCCGGAGACCGUGACACCCAAUCACUUACAGAUAGUGUCACGGAUUAUCCAAAAGAAUAUGGUCGGACAUAUCAUCGCUACCACGAGGGCCUCUACCCCUAUCCAAACGAUGAGCAGGAGCUCGAUCGUCUAGACAUGCUACAUCAUAUCUGGAAGGAGGUUAAUCAAAGUCGACUAUAUAUCUCGCCGCUUCGAGAGCCUAAGCAUAUUCUAGAUAUCGGCACAGGCUCGGGCAUAUGGCCGAUUGAAAUGGCGACUAUAUUUCCAGACGCCACCAUCACAGGGACGGAUCUGUCACCAGUCCAACCAACUGAAGUCCCUCCAAACGUGCAUUUUCUAGUGGAAGAUGCGACCGAGAAUGAGUGGCUGUGGGAAGCCAAUCACUUCGACUACAUCCGCUUAGGCAACAUGAGCGGCGCCUUGCCCUCAGUGGCAGAUAUCAUGAGAAAAGUCAUGAAAGUCCUCAAGCCUGGUGGCUGGUUUGAAUGGCACGAGAUUGACCCGACGCCACGCUGCGAGGAUGGUACCAUGCCGCCACCCGAGGAAGAAGGUUUCAGCCAGUACGCGCUGCACGACUGGGUCGAGCUGAGUGAAAGGGCCGCAACAGAGAUCGUCCCCACACGAGAAUUUAUCAUUGCUCCUACAUUAGCCCAUAAAAUGAGAUCGGCGGGAUUCGUGAAUGUCGAUGACCAGAGUAUCAAAGUCCCCAUGAAUCGAUGGCCCAGGGACCCGCAGCUCAAGACAUGGGGGGAAUGGUACGAGAGGAACUGGCUUGAUGGGCUCUCUGCAUUCUCAUACAAACCCCUACAAUCGUUAGGCUGGUCAAAACCAGAGAUCGAAGUCUUUCUAGUCUCGGUUCGACAGUGUAUCAGCAAUCGACAUUUCCACACAUAUCACAACUUUCACAUCGUCACGGGAAGGAAGCCAUUCCCGGGGGAAUAA
Talaromyces proteolyticus is the source of this 966-nucleotide messenger RNA. RefSeq names its product S-adenosyl-L-methionine-dependent methyltransferase. Bases 1 to 966 code for a protein of 321 amino acids. The record is from RefSeq and is a predicted model, not a curated record. NCBI's taxonomy places the organism in Eukaryota, Fungi, Ascomycota, Eurotiomycetes, Eurotiales, Trichocomaceae. Gene Ontology annotation, molecular function: methyltransferase activity. The transcript is spliced from 5 exons.